AUGCUACAAUCUCGUCGCAAUAUAUCCAACUUUUCUUCUUUAAACUUCUUUCAAAAGGAAUCGUUACCAACAAAUACAAUAAUUAAAUUUGUUCCCUCUGGUACUGCUUAUAUUGUUGAAAGAAUGGGUAAAUUCCAUAAAGUUUUACAACCAGGUCUUGCAUUUUUAUAUCCAUUUAUCGACAAAAUUAAAUAUGUUAAAUCCUUAAAGGAAAUGGCAAUUGAAAUUCCUUCUCAAUCCGCCAUCACUUCUGAUAACGUCACCUUAGAAAUGGAUGGUGUUCUAUAUAUCAAAAUCUUCAACCCCGAAAAGGCUAGUUAUGGUGUCGAAGAUGCAGAAUUUGCAAUCUCCCAAUUGGCUCAAACUACAAUGAGAUCAGAAAUUGGUCAAUUAACUUUAGAUCAUGUAUUAAAAGAAAGACAGUCUUUAAACAAUAAUAUCAACAUUUCAAUAAAUGAAGCCUCCAAAGAAUGGGGUAUUAAAUGCUUAAGAUAUGAAAUUAGAGAUAUUCAUCCUCCGCAAAACGUUUUACAAGCAAUGCACAGACAGGUCUCUGCUGAAAGAAGUAAAAGAGCUGAGAUCUUAGAAUCCGAAGGUCAAAGACAAUCUGCCAUCAAUAUAGCUGAAGGUUCUAAAAUUUCUUCAAUUUUGAACUCUGAAGCAAUUAAAAUGGAAAAUAUAAAUAAAGCUUCUGGUGAAGCCGAAGCUAUUCUUUUAAGAGCCAAAGCAACGUCAGAAGGUAUAAGACAAAUAGCCAAAGCCAUCCAAGAAACUCCUGGUGGUUCUGAUGCUGUCGCAUUACAAGUUGCUGAGCAGUACAUUAACGCUUUUAGUAAAUUAGCCAAAGAAUCAAACACCUUAGUCAUCCCUGCAAGUUUAGGUGAUAUGAGCUCUUGGGUGGCAAGUGGUUUAAGUAUUUACAAUGGUAUAUCCGGCAGCUUGAAUCCAAAACAAUCUGCUGAAAAACUAUUAAAUCAACUUGACCACAAAAAAACAACUAAAAAUGUAAAUGAUAAUUCAAUUGAAAAUAAUCAAUUCCAAAAUAAUGAUCAACAAAAUAUUCAAUAA
This is a messenger RNA of Ascoidea rubescens DSM 1968, 1068 nucleotides long. Its product is annotated as SPFH domain-containing protein. NCBI's taxonomy places the organism in Eukaryota, Fungi, Ascomycota, Saccharomycetes, Ascoideales, Ascoideaceae. Gene Ontology annotation, cellular component: membrane. The transcript has a single exon. The record is from RefSeq and is a predicted model, not a curated record. The coding region runs from base 1 to 1068 and encodes 355 amino acids.